Molecule: messenger RNA, 2412 nt
Organism: Pundamilia nyererei
Lineage: Eukaryota; Metazoa; Chordata; Actinopteri; Cichliformes; Cichlidae
Gene: naf1
Product: nuclear assembly factor 1 homolog (S. cerevisiae)
Exons: 8
Coding region: 723-1970 (415 amino acids)
Biological process (GO): pseudouridine synthesis; box H/ACA snoRNP assembly; ribosome biogenesis
Cellular component (GO): sno(s)RNA-containing ribonucleoprotein complex
Molecular function (GO): RNA binding
Source: RefSeq, a predicted model, not a curated record
UGGGGGGGUUCAACAGGAGAAGAAUAUCCCUAACAAGUUGAUUUGUUCACAUUGUCACAUCUUAAUUUUUAAGUGAAAUGUGCAUUUUGAGUUUAUACACUAUGUAUAUAAGGCAACUGUUUCCUUUUGCAGUAUUUUUGUGUGGUGCGUUUUUCUAUUUCUUAACAAAAGGUGAACAAAUGUGUUUAAGUUCACCUAGGAUGAUUUGUUUUAAUUUUCACAUGGUCUUACUGAGGUGAUGCGAAUUGACAAAUGCAUUCUAUUUUUUGGGGGGGGGGUGGCAUGUGCUGGAAAAGCUAGCUUGAAAAGGGACCUUGUAGGUGACUAAAAAGUGCUUGAAUUUGACCCUGAAAAAGGCGUAUGAACCCUGGAAUUAACAAAAUAUUUCUAUAUCAGUAAAGUUUUAGUAGCCAGUUAUUAUCCUAACCCCCAAUUCGUUAUUAUCAGGUUGUAUUUAAAACUUCCUGAAAAAUUUUCAGCUGAUCCAAAAUGCUGCAGCGUACUGGCAGGGAUUAGAAAGAGAGAGCGUACUGACUCCUCCUAAUUAUAUCCCUGUUAAAUCCAAAGUCAAAUGUAAAAUCCUGCUCCUCACGUACAUUGUCUUGAAUGAUCAGUCCCUGUCUUAUUUUAAAGACCCUAUAGUACCUUAUCACCCCAAUAGAUAGUGAUUUAUCAAGUGUCUUGAGGCAGCAGUUGUUGUAGUUUGGGGCUGUAUAAAUAAAAUGACAUUUAAAGUAACAGAUUUUGAAACACAUUUCAAGAUAAUGUUACAGAUGGAUGAGAACCUAACAGAGGGAAAUGGACCGGCAGAAGCUGUAAAAGACGAGGAUAUGGAGGUUACAGUAACAUCUCAACUAGAAGAUGUCCUGGUGACCUCUGACAAUGCUGAGAUGGUGUCAAACACACAAACACUUUUAGAAGAAGAAAGGGCAGAUGCACAAAGGCACUCAAUAGCAGCAACCGUGUCUUUAGACACGCAUAAGAGCAGCGAGGAUUCUGAGGACUCGGACAGUGACAGCUCUUCCUCAUCAUCUUCAUCCUUCUCUUCUCCCUCUGCACCUGCGGCUGUGGAAGAAGUUGAUGAAGGUUUCAGCCAACCAGCACCCAUCAAAACGCGAGAUGAGAUUCUGCUCGAGGAACUUCCGGCAGUGGAGGAAGUAUGUAUUACCUUACCAGAAGAAGCAGAAUUGCAGCCACUGGGCACCGUGUCGAAUAUUAUACAGCAGCUUGUUAUUAUCCAGUCCCUGAAAGACACGCCCCCUCUUAAUGAUGGCAGCAUUAUCUUCAAGUCUGAUCGGGAGGCUGCGGCCAAGGUGUUUGAGGUAUUUGGCCCGGUGUCCAGCCCAAUGUAUGUUUUACGUUUUAAUUCUGUGGAUCAGAUUAUCAGUAAAGGGCUGAAAGAGGGUACUACCCUUUAUUAUGCACCAGCCAUCAAGGAGUACACGGGAUACAUCCUCACACAGCAGCUAAGACUAUUACAGGGAUCAGAUGCAUCCUGGAAAAAUGACCAAGAACCGCCAGAAGAGGCUCUAGACUAUAGUGAUGAUGAGAAAGAGCAGGAAGCAAAGAGGAAACUGAAAAAUGCCAAAAAGAAGGACACUAGCCACACAGACAAUCGUACUCAGAACCCUUCGCAGCGGCAACAUAAGCAUGAUGGAAGGGGCUUCCCACCAAGACAUACAAGGCCUUCUUUCCACCACCAGCACUCAUUUAGACAGACAGAGCCACCACGACACACAAAUUUCCCCCCUAUGUUCAUCCCUACUCCCUGUCCUUAUCCUCCACCUCCUCACCAUUUUCCUCCCUCUAACUUCCCUCUCUACCCUCCUCCUCCUCCUCCUCCUCCUCCAACUCCUCCAACUUUCUUCAAUCCUGCUUUCUCCACUCCUUUCUGGCUGCCAAACUCUGCCCCCUUUUCUGACUUUCCCCGCCCUCCCCCUCCUCCUCCUCCACCUCCUCCACCUCAGUGACAACUUGCAAAACCUAUCAGCAGUGUCUUGUCUCUGAUUGUAAAAUAAAGCAUACUUACUGUAGGUAAUAGAGUUGUGCCACUUUUAUGUCUGUUAUUUGUGACACAACCACAUGCAUUGUGUUCACCAUCCUGUAAGAUCAUGAAAGAUCACAUCACAUGAAAAUGAUAUUUUUAUAUUCUAAAAAAAAAUCUGCCAUUAAUUUUCAAGCAGGGGCCAAAAAGCAAACUGGUGUACUCUGAAACGCAGCAUGUUUUCAUCAUCAGCAACUUUCUUUAGUCUUUCCAUGUUGUUAGACAGAUGGUGGACUAAACUGGAACUUAACUGACUACCAGCAGCUCGUUUUAGUGUCAAAGAGCUGCGUAAAGCUGCAUGUACACUGAAAUUGCUCAGAUUAAGCACUUUAUUUCAGGACUUUUUUUUAAAAGCUUGUAUUUUUAAU